Ruditapes philippinarum (Manila clam) is the source of this 679-nucleotide messenger RNA. Its product is annotated as O-acyltransferase like protein-like. Gene Ontology annotation, molecular function: acyltransferase activity, transferring groups other than amino-acyl groups. The record is from RefSeq and is a predicted model, not a curated record. The transcript is spliced from 6 exons. The annotation marks the transcript as partial. NCBI's taxonomy places the organism in Eukaryota, Metazoa, Mollusca, Bivalvia, Venerida, Veneridae.
AUGCAGUUCUAUGUUCUGAGCCCUUUAAUGCUGGUUCCCUUGUAUUAUUCACCCCUCUGGGGCACCGUCUCAUGCCUCUGCCUGAUACUGGUAAACUUCAUCAGCGCUGGAGUUAUUUCUAAACAGAACCAUUUGAGUGCAAACUUACUGGCGGCAAAUGGAAAUGAGGCGAUGGCAGAUUUAUAUAUCAAACCUUGGACUCGUAUAGGACCUUACGUCGUAGGAUUCUUCACUGGAUAUCUUCUACAUAUUACAAAGUGCAAGGUCAAAAUGUCGCAGAUAUUAAAUGUUGUCGGCUGGAUUGUUGCUACAACAACUGCUAUGCUAGUUUUAUACGGCUUGUACUCACCAGAUGGUACAAAAAUUCUCAGCGAUGAUACGUCGGCAUUCUAUAAUGCCACGUCAAGAACUGCAUGGGGAAUGUGUGUUGCUUGGGUUAUUUUCGCGUGUGCCAGUGGAUAUGGAGGCCCUGUUAAUAAGUUAUUGUCAUGGCGUGCAAUUAUUCCUCUGAGCCGCCUGACGUAUUGUGCAUAUCUAGUACAUCCGCUCGUGAUGUAUGCAUAUUAUUCCAGCAAAAGAACCUUGAUGAGAUGGUACGAUUUUGAAAUGAUAUACAUUUUCCUUGGCCAUUUAUGUGUAUCGUAUGCUGCAGCGUUUGUCAUUUCUCUGGCGUUUGAAU